Molecule: messenger RNA, 1732 nt
Organism: Oryctolagus cuniculus (rabbit)
Lineage: Eukaryota; Metazoa; Chordata; Mammalia; Lagomorpha; Leporidae
Product: regulator of G protein signaling 2-like
Source: RefSeq, a predicted model, not a curated record
AUGCUAAGUGUCGUUUUUAUGGAGAUUCAGCCCGACUGUGGAGGUAUGGACGAGAGCGUAGGCAGUGACACCAAGAGCGUGGAAAAGCAGGAGAAGAUGAAACGGUCCUUAUUAAAAGAUUGGAAGACACGAUUGAGUUCCUUCUUGCAAAAUUCUUCCACUCCUGGGAAGCCCAAAACCAGCAAGAAAAACAAACAGCAAACUUUCAGCAAGCCUUCCCCAGAGGAAGCACUGCUGUGGUCAGAAGGAUUCGAGGAGCUGCUGGCCAGCAAAUAUGGUGUGGCUGUUUUUAGGGCCUUUUUAAAAUCUCAAUUCUGUGAAGAAAAUAUAGACUUCUGGCUGGCUUGUGAAGACUUCAAAAAAAUCAAGUCAUCCCAGAAGCUGUCCUCAAAAGCAAAGGAAAUAUAUAUAGAAUUCAUAGAAAAAGAUGCCCCAAAAGAGGUAAACAUAGACUUCCAAACCAAAAUCCUUAUUGUGCAAAAUAUACAAAAUGCUACAACUGGCUGUUUUACAUCUGCACAGAAAAGGGUUUACAGCUUGAUGGAGAAUAACUCCUAUCCCCAUUUCUUGGCAUCAGAAUUCUACCAGAACUUGUGUAAAAAACCACAAAUCACCACAGAGCACCAUGCUAUAUGAUUUGAAAAAGGGAGCCCCAGAGUGAGAGACAUGUCUUUCUGCAUCCUGAGGUAGAAGGCUGUCACCUACCAAAGAGAAUGACAUUGAAUUCAGCCUGGUUGUUUGGGAAACAUCUCUCAGAACUACUGAUUCCAAGUUGGGUAGUGAAUCAGGAAGCUGCUGACUGUCUAGGAGAAUCUUGUAUCAGAAUAACUUCCACUGCUCUACAGACACAUGGAAAGAAUAUGUGGCCUGAAUGUAGAGGGUCUCACUGGAAAAGCAAGAAUAUGAAAUGGAAGAUAACACAAUUUAUCCAAACACAUGAAAAAUCAAUGUCUGAGAUUAUGUGGCCUUGGCUAGCUGGCUGUACAUCUUUCCCUAAACCCGUCCAUGUUACCACAUAGUGGCUUUAUUUUUCAGUUUUGAGUCCUAACAUUAGCAGGUUUGCUCUGUGCAAGAGUAUUGAAGUUCUUGUGACUCCAGAUCAUCCAUACUAUUCUUAUGCAUGGUUGAACCUGAAAUGGUCUGUUUGAAUUGCUAGAUAGUUUGUGAAAUAGAGUGGGUGCUCAUGUGUAGAAAGCUACAGUGUCUGUUACAAGUGCCAAAAACUGUCUUGAAGGCAGCAGAAGUUUGAAGUGGUCUUUGGAUAUUUUAAUACAUUUUUUGAUAAAUAAUGCCAUUGAAUGCUUGGAGUCCAGGUAUGAGUUGAUUUGAUUUUAAUAGUUGGAAAUAUGUCAAGCCCAAGGGGAAACAUCUGUCUAGGGAAGCAGAAGCAUCUGUUGCUGUGCCUGUCCUUGGAGAACUGGCAUCCCCCAGAGUGAUUCUCUGAUUCUCAGAUGAGGGUAGCAGGGAAGAUACAACUUUCUAAACCUAAGUUACAGCACAUCCUUAGAACCACCCUGUGUCAAGCCUCUUGGUAUAAUUUUUUAAAGAUCAAGGUCAUUAAUAAGAACAAUAGGACUUUGAUUUAAAGCCCUUCAUGAGUAUUAAGAACCAACUAAAUAGAAGUGAAGGGUGUGGAGACAAGCACCAAUGUUAGGUUAUUCAAUUGCUCCAAUGAAGAAAGAGCCAAAUAAGGGGAACAUGGGCCUCCCUCUUUUGUCUUUUCCCCCUUGGU